Alosa sapidissima (American shad) is the source of this 2478-nucleotide messenger RNA. RefSeq names its product sorting nexin 9b (gene snx9b). The transcript is spliced from 21 exons. The coding region runs from base 327 to 2189 and encodes 620 amino acids. Lineage: Eukaryota; Metazoa; Chordata; Actinopteri; Clupeiformes; Clupeidae. Gene Ontology annotation, biological process: endocytosis; mitotic cell cycle; intracellular protein transport. The record is from RefSeq and is a predicted model, not a curated record. Gene Ontology annotation, molecular function: protein binding; phosphatidylinositol binding. Gene Ontology annotation, cellular component: cytoplasmic vesicle; plasma membrane.
UUUCCGGGGUUGCCCCUCCAGUGCACGACUAGGAUAGCCUACAUUUUCGCGAAGCUGAUUUCCUGAGAAGUCUGCUGGAUCAUCAAAUCUGAUCAUUUGUGCGGGGUUUUGCCUUGGCUUUUCCGUAAGCCGAGCCUACUCCGGUGACUGCAUUGUAGCAGGUCAAAGGGUAACACGUAUUUAGUGAUGUAUUAAAAUUAGUUCGGCGGCUCUCCCCAGUUCAACUGCCUUGUUUUCGUGCUGCAGCUGGAUUAGGAAAUGUCUGGUUGAAGAAUUCCUGACCAAAAAAGGCACCCCGUUUGUAAUGAUUGAUUAGAGAAACAACAAUGGCAUCGAAGGCUCAGGUUUUGUAUGACUUCACUGCUGAACCAGGAAAUACCGAGCUGUCUGUGAGGGAGGGGGAGACCCUUACUGUCACCAACCAGAGCAUUGGAGGAGGAUGGAUCGAAGUACAGAACUCCAAAGGAGAGGUGGGCCUGGUCCCAGAGGACUACAUUGAGAUCGGUAAGCCAGGAGGAGGGGGAGGACCACCAGCACUGGAUCUGUCCUUCUUUGACUCACAGCCCGCCGCAGCCACCAGCACAACCACACACAGCCAGGUGAUCCUAGCUCAGCCGGAGACUCCCGACACCUCGGCUCUCUCCCCCGACACACCUGAUGAGGCGAGCAAUGGAAAUGACCCGUGGGCAGCGUUCUCCACUAAUGCCAACGCGGGGUUCUCCAACAACUGGGCGGCCCAGCCACAGGGCACAGAGACGGGCAGGACCAGCACACACGACCCCUGGGGCUCUGCAGCCCCACCCCACCCACAGGCCUACCAGGGCCCAGACAUAUACCCAUAUCCCUACCUCAUUGACACAGGAGCAGAUGAUGACGAGUGGGAUGAUGAGUGGGAUGACAAGUCGACAGGUGGCUACGGCGAAUCAGAGGGAGGGGAGGGCGGGGCCAUCAACAGAGGAGGGGCCACUGGAACCUCCAUGAAAAUCAAACAGCAAACUGUGAAGAACCAGACCCUUUGGUUCCCGAGCUUCUCUAAGUCUGGCCCUGAGCUGUAUCUUCUCUCCAAACCUGCACCCAAAGGCAAGGACAGACUGCUAAUCUACAUGGGAGAGGUUGGUCCCAUCUGGUCGUACCCCGAGGCUGCGCUGGACUGUGUUGUUGCGGACCCUAAGAAAGGCACCAAGAUGUACGGCCUUAAGAGCUACAUCGAGUACCAGGUCUCCCCCAAUACCACCAACAGACCUGUCAAUCACAGAUACAAGCAUUUCGAUUGGCUGUAUGAGAGGCUUCUGGAUAAGUUUGGUUCAGCAGUCCCCAUCCCAUCUCUCCCUGAUAAACAGGUGACAGGGCGUUUUGAAGAGGAGUUUAUUAAGAUGCGGAUGGAGAGGCUGCAGGGCUGGAUGACGCGCAUGUGCCGACACCCUGUCAUCGCCACCAGCGAGGUCUUCCAGCUCUUCCUGUCCUACAAGGACGAGAAGGACUGGAAGAUGGGGAAGAGGAAAGCAGAGAAGGACGAGGCGGUGGGCGCCAUGAUCUUCUCCACCAUCGACCCCGAGGGUCUGCCUGAUCUGGACCCUAUUGAUGUAGAACAUAAGUGUGAGCAGUUUACCAGGUUUACUAGGGCGAUGGAUGAUGGUGUGAAAGACCUACUGACAGUUGGACAGGAGCACUGGAAGAGAUGUACAGGACCCCUGCCUAAAGAGUACCAGCGGAUUGGAAAGGCCUUCCAGAACCUCUCAUCAGUCUUCAACACCAGUGGAUAUGAAGGGGAGGCCACUCUGACUGAUGCGCUGACACAAGCAGGGAAGACCUAUGAGGAUAUCGCUCUGAUGGUGGCCGAGCAGCCCAAAAAAGACCUGCACUAUCUCAUGGAGACCAACAACGAGUACAAGGGACUUCUGGGAUGCUUCCCCGACACCAUCGGAGUCCACAAGUCUGCCAUAGAGAAAGUGAAAGAAGGGGACAAACUGGUGGCCACCAGUAAAAUCACACCUGGCGACAAGAUCACCAUGGCCAAGAGAGCAAGCACCAUGUCAUACGCAUUACAAGCUGAGAUGAAUCAUUUCCACAGCAACCGUAUCUAUGACUACAACCGUGUGAUGAGGUUGUACCUGGAGGAGCAGGUGAAGUUCUAUGAAACGAUCGCUGAGAAGCUGAAGCAUGCGCACAGCCAGUUUACCGCCAUGUGAGAGAGAUCACUGAAGCCAACCGACCACAGCACUAAACAUGUCUCUUCAUCGCUCGCUCUCUCUCUCUCUCUCCCUCCCUCCCUCUCUCCCUCUCUCUCUCUCCCUCCCUCUCUCUCUCGCUCUCUCUCUCUCUCUCUCUCUGCUCUCUUCCAUCUGCAUCUCUCCCUCCGCCUCUCUCAGUGGCGCCAAAUCAGGUUUUUUAUACACACACACACACACACACACUGACCCUUGGCUCUUAGGAUGCCGUGAGGUGAGUGGAUAGUGUGUGUGUGUGUGUGUGUAUGUG